This is a messenger RNA of Dimorphilus gyrociliatus, 1475 nucleotides long. NCBI's taxonomy places the organism in Eukaryota, Metazoa, Annelida, Polychaeta, Dinophilidae. The record is from the annotation of a GenBank genome assembly.
AAAUCUAAAUAUUUAAUACUACUUUUCAUUCCGACGUCCUUUUUCUGUUGAUUGACUGCUUUCUUUUUGCAAUUGUUGCUGUUUGUUUGUUGUGGUACAAGUCAUCCAUCGUUCCUUCUUAGACUCACUUCUAUCCUUGUCUCUUUUGCGGAAACAACAGAUAGUUCCAACAAAUAGAAAUAAACCUGUGAAAAGAGACAAUGAAUAUCGUCAUUAGAUUCUUUAUUCUUCUAUUAAAAUUUAUUAUUGAUGCCUUCGGCGAUAUUCUCGUCAAGUUUGGAUUGAGAUUAGAACCUUUAACUUUUGAAACCGUUUGCAAAGGAUUAUCUAAACAAGCUAAAUCUGAUUUGCUACAAACUGAAUAUGCUAAGAAUAACUUUAUGGUGCUUAUUGAACAUAUUACCUCAUGCGAUGAAUUACCACUCACUGGUCAUUAUUUUACAAGAGUCUGGAUGAUUAAACUAUUAGAGUUAAGAGUCAGAGUUCAAAGAUGCUUGAAAGAGGAUCCUUCUAUUUAUAAGGUUCCUCUAACACGUCCAGUAUUUUUUGUUACCCUCAUGAGAACUGGUAGUACUUUUCUUCAUCAUCUUCUAUCGCAAGAUAAAAAUUGGAGAUGCCCCGAACUGUGGGAAUUGGAGGAUUGCGCACCACCGCCCGGUGGACAGGACGACUCUAGGAGAAUUGCAGAGAGUAGAUUGAAAUGGAAUAUAUCGAGUUGUCUAAUGGGAUGGAAAGACGUACAAAAGACGCACACAUUCGACCCUCGCAAUCCGGAAGAUUUGGCUUUUAUCGGUUACCUCGACGGUCAUUUUGUCGGUUCUUCACUUCUCCAUCGCGGAAUGGAAGGAGAAUUUACCGACUACUUUAGAAAUCAGUCGGAGAAAAUUCAAGAUAUUUACGAAGAGAAUAAUCGAGUUCGAAUGCAAAUGAUUUGUAAAAAUUCAGAUAUGACAAAGAGACGAUUAUUGGCUAUGCAUCAUACAUCUCCUGUUCAUUUAAGAGCUCUUCUAAAAGCCUUUCCCGAUGCGCAAAUCAUCACAAUUCACCGAGAUUUCGUAGGACAAAUGAAAUCGUCUUGCGAAUUAAUUAGAACAAUUUCUAGACCUACUAGAAGACUAUUCAUAAAAGAUAACGAAGGCUACGGUAGAAGAGUUUUGAAUUCGGUCUAUCACGACGCUGAAAAGUUGGUUAAAUGGAGGAGGGAUUGCAACUUUGAAAGUAAAGAUUUUCAGAGAUUCGUCGACGUUCACUUUAAAGAUUUAAUAAAGAAUCCAAUUGAAACCGUACAACAAAUAUAUAAUCAACUGGAUCAAGAAUUAACAACAGAGGCCAAAGAGAAUAUGACUAAAUUUUUGUCAAAUCAUAAAAAAUCCAAUGCCAAAGCUAAAUAUAACAUUGAAGAGUUUGGAUUAACAGAAAAUCAGAUAAGACAAAAAUUCAAGUUCUAUACAGACUAUUUUAAAGUAAAAACGUGA